AGGUUGUGAACGGAGGGACGUUUGAAAUCUAACAGGCAGCGUUUAGGAAAAGACUUAGCCGCUUGUAGUUAAAGUCAGAACUCCUACCUUUCUGUAACUUGAAUUUACACAUUUUUUAAGGUUUAUAGACCCGUUUACAACACCAACAGGACUUGUGUGGCUAGAGCGUGGUGGAAAUAGAAGCCUCAUCGUAACGUUGCCGUGGAUAUUCCUUACGUAUGUAGCUGGCCACAAAUAUCAGCGUCAAUUGGCCGACGUAGCUGCUAGCUAGCUGGGGUAACGUUGGCUGCUUGAGAGCAGCUCUCGACCUGUUCAAACUGUGAUAAAUUAUCCAGCAGUGGUUGUUUUCGGUCAUUGUGCAAUAACAUAUUUAGGGUAUGGCCUCUUCUGUCAAGGUACCAAAGGGGACGAAACUUCAAGCCUUCAGGCCUGAAGUGAAGUCAAAUGGCGAUGGGCCGAAACGGGUUCCUGUGUCACAACAGUCACAGACGGUUCAGAGGUCUGUGGUCACACCAACUCAGCAUCAGCGGGUCCUAGGCAUGUCAAAUGGACCUCAACGCAUUCAGCGGCCUGUGAGCCAUCAGAAACCAGUAUCUCAUGUCCCUUUUGCUGUCAAGUCCACGCAUACUGCUGAUCAGAACGUGAACCCUGCUACUCAGAAUCCGGCACCACAGCCCAAAUCUGUUUCCCAGCAACACCAGCCAAAAACGCAUGUGCCCAAGGUGAAACCAGAGUCGACCACAUCAACAUCAGAAUCAGCAAAGCUGGAGAAGCCACAAAACAAACCAGCGAAGAAUGAUAAUGCACGUGUAUCUUCAUCAAAACAGAAAUGGAGUCUGGAAAAUUUUGACAUUGGGCGUCCCUUAGGAAAGGGGAAGUUUGGUAAUGUCUACCUGGCCAGAGAGCGACAAUCUAAGUUCAUCUUGGCCCUGAAGGUGCUUUUCAAGAAGCAGCUGGAGAAGGCUGGGGUGGAGCACCAGCUGAGGAGAGAAGUGGAGAUCCAGUCUCACCUCAGGCAUCCUAAUAUCCUGCGCCUCUAUGGGUACUUCCAUGAUGCAUCUCGUGUGUAUCUCAUCCUUGAGUUUGCACCCAAAGGAGAGCUGUACAGCGAGCUGCAACGCAAUGGACAUUUUCCAGAGAGCCAAAGUGCCACAUACAUCAUGGAGCUGGCAGAUGCCCUCAUUUAUUGCCACACCAAGAACGUGAUCCACAGAGACAUCAAGCCCGAGAACCUGUUACUGGGGGCUAAUGGUGAGCUAAAGAUUGCGGAUUUUGGCUGGUCAGUUCACACCCCUUCCUCCAGGAGAUCCACUCUGUGUGGAACUCUUGACUACUUGCCUCCAGAGAUGAUUGAGGGGAAAACUCACGAUGAAAAAGUGGACCUGUGGAGUCUUGGUGUCCUUUGCUUUGAGUUUCUGGUUGGAAAACCCCCCUUUGAAGCAAAAACUCACGAGGAGACCUACCGCAGGAUUUCAAGGGUGGAGUACAGUUACCCUGCACAGUCCAAUAUCAGUGCUGGAGCUAAAGACUUGGUUGCCAGGCUGCUGAAGCACAAUCCCAUGCACAGACUGCCCAUCCAGGGGGUCAUUUCCCACCCCUGGGUGGUCGAAAACUCCACCAAGAAGCCCACAACCUUGAGCAACGAAGAGCUCAGCCAGGGACUGCUCUCCACUUAGCAUCUGAGGGCUGUACAUGAGAGGGUGGAGUAUUGCCGAGUGCAGGCUGUACAAAGGUAUGCAACAUGAACACCGGUGUGCAGCUGAGUCUGCCUCUACUAAUCUGACUACAAAAUCACUUCACGUGGAUGUUUUCUGUCUGCAGACAUCUUGAGCCACUUGGUUAUAUUUGUUUUCUUUUACCUUCUUCUCUUUUGAGUUCCUCUCUUACAAAUGGCAUAGUCCAGCCUGUAAAUAUUUCACCGUUUUUGCAUAAUUAUGAAUAUUUUAUUGAGCUUUUCUAAAAUGCUAUUACUUGAAAUAAAAAUGAUCGUUCAUCGAAUACGUCACUUUGAAAAUAA
Messenger RNA from Amphiprion ocellaris (clown anemonefish), 2017 nucleotides. RefSeq names its product aurora kinase A (gene aurka). The record is from RefSeq and is a predicted model, not a curated record. Gene Ontology annotation, cellular component: spindle microtubule; chromosome passenger complex; spindle midzone. Gene Ontology annotation, biological process: protein phosphorylation; mitotic spindle organization; regulation of cytokinesis. Gene Ontology annotation, molecular function: protein kinase activity; ATP binding. Lineage: Eukaryota; Metazoa; Chordata; Actinopteri; Pomacentridae. The transcript is spliced from 9 exons. The coding region runs from base 378 to 1676 and encodes 432 amino acids.